CACUAGAACACAAUAUGAGUCAAGAAGGAAAUACAUAUGGCGCGUGAUGCAUCAUCUUCAGCAUCAGAAACACGAGCAAAGCUCUCUAAAUGGGAGAAACCGAUGCAAGAAGUUCUUAGAAGAGGAAACGAUGCAGCUACGUUAUUAUGGAGGAACAUAAAUGUAUUAGCUUCGCUUUUGAUUGGGAUGACAGUGAUAUGGUUUCUGAUUGAGAUCGUUGAGUACAAUUUCAGGACUAAUUUCAGGACUCUCAUUUUUCACAUUUUCAUCACCAUGAUGCUUGUACUAUUCAUAUACUCCACGUUUGCAAAUAUAUUAAAAAGGAUUUCUUCAGGUGAAUUAAGUUUGCGAAACUUUCUUCUGAUCAUUGGUUCCCUCUAUAUACUGUCAGUGAUAGAAAGGUACUUCAGCAUUGUCAAUUGGCUACAUGUUGGUUUUUUAUGCUUGCUAACGCUGCCAAUUGUGUAUAAAUGGCACGUAUAGAAAUCAACAAUGGGUGGAGGUUUCACAAGAACUACCACAACAAAAUUCCCAGAGUAUCAGUAAAGUAAAAGAAAACCCGACAAACUAUUAUACUGAAAUAUUUAAAACAUAUGGUGUUGUACAUACAUAAAUAGUUGCUAUACAUUGAAGAUAAAAGGUGACGGUUAGCUCCAAAAAAACCAUAUAUAAAAUGAUGGUUCCAAUAAAACAAAUACCAAACAAUGUUCAUGAAUUUAUUUUUCAUACAUGUUGUGUGAUUCUAAGGUAUUUAUA
This is a messenger RNA of Glycine soja, 756 nucleotides long. Its product is annotated as reticulon-like protein B9. The coding region runs from base 37 to 483 and encodes 148 amino acids. The transcript is spliced from 5 exons. The record is from RefSeq and is a predicted model, not a curated record. Lineage: Eukaryota; Viridiplantae; Streptophyta; Magnoliopsida; Fabales; Fabaceae.